GACAACCGGCUGGCCACCCCCGUGCUGGAUCUACGCGCACUGUCAAACCUCGUAUCGCUACAGCUGUACGGCAACCCGCUGGAGUACCUGCCAGAGCUGUCACCCGCCACGGCGUUGCGGACAUUGAGUUUGGCAAAUGUACGAAUUAUGGCGGAUGCGGCGUACAGCAGAUGGGAGGUGGAGGUGGCCCCCAUGCCGUACAUCUCCCGGGGCCACAAGCUGGCGCCGCUGUUCAAGCUGACGUUCCGUCGUAGCAGCUGUCAGCACCCGCUGCUGGCGGGGGCGCUAGGUCGUAUCUCCGAGGACCGGGCCAACUGCGAGCUGAUAGCGCGCGAGGAGACCGCCAUUCAGCAACUGGUCCUCAUGGCGCUGUCGGAGCAGCCGGUGGUGGCGGAACAGGCAUGUCGUACACUGGGGGCGCUUGCGCAGCUGGGGCUGACGACCGCCAGACGAUUGCUGUCGCAUGAUGUGGUCUCCACCAUCUUGACGUUACUUCGGAGCCCGCGAAGAGCGAGCAAGAUGUGCGGGUUGGCACUGCUGGGGAGCCUGGCGGCGGCAUCGGAGGCGGUGAGCGCGGAGCUGCUAACAUUAGAGCUGCUACAGCUGCUACAGGCGUGUAUCCAGGGGGAUGAUCGGGACCCACGGGUCGCGGCUCUCGGCACACUCGCUAACCUGGCCUUCUGUCGCGACAAUAAGCUUAAGAUACGAGCGGCGCCGGGUCUGUUGUCGACCCUUAUUGAACUGGCGGCUGCGCCCUCCGGCACCGCUGCCGCCGCGGUGGCGGCGGCGCCGGUCUGCCGCGGCUCGCCGAUUUCCGCCGCCGGUGCCGCCGCGGUGGCGGCGGCACCGCGAGCUGGCGCCGAACAACUUCCGGACGGUCCAGCACAAGUUGACGAUAUUCUGAGCCCUGUACGGCAAGUCGCGGAAGCUUGGCCGGUGGCGUCGCCGCCGCGGCCGCCACCUUCGGCGGCCCUUGCGGCACCAGCCGUUGUACGAAUGCCGCUCCGUGCGAUCGCUGGCGGCGGUGGCGGCGGCCUCCAUCGUCACAGUGAUACCGGCGGUGGCGGUGGCAGCGGCAGCGCUUCGACAGUGUCUUUUGGGGUCGGAUCGCCGCCGGGUCCCUCCGCCGCGUCUAUGUCGUACAGUAGCCACAGUCAGGGCCUGAAAUCCUUCCAGGCGGCGCCGGGCUACUCCUCUGCUGGUGCUGCUGCAGGCGGCGUCACCAGCGCCUCUGGCGCCUCAAAGGCCACCUCGGGCGCAGCUUCACCGGCGGACGUGCUUUCGCCGCCGCAACAGCAACAUGUACGAUGGAUGCACCACGCCGCCUCGACACCCGCCACCGUUGGCCUUGCCGUCGCUGCCGCCAGUGGCGGCGGCGGCGGCAGCUCCGCCGCCGCCGCUGCAACCGCGGCGGCCUCGCGCGGCUUAUCGCCAUCACCGAACCCCGGUAGCGGCGGGGGCGGCGGCCCAUUAUUGCCAACAUCCCCGACGGGCUGCGACACCAGCGCCACUGCCGCCGCUGCCGCCGCCGCUGCCAGCGGCUUGCCGCCGCAGAUUUCCCUGGCGCCGCCGCGUGCGGUUCCGGAGCCGGUUGCACAUCGCGACCAGGCGCGACUGCUGGCGAUCAAGGUCCUGGCCAUCCUUGGCGAGAAUGAGCAUGUACGGCGGGCGGUGGGGCAGCCACCCAUCUCGGAACGGGGCGUACGGGUGCUGGCGCUGGACGGUGGUGGCAUGCGGGGCCUUGCGCUGGUGCAGAUCAUGCGCCACAUUGAACGUCGAACAGGCCGGCCCCUUCAUCAGUUGUUCGAUCUAGUGGUGGGCACCUCCACCGGCGCCAUCGUGGCCGUCGGACUGGGAAUAUUCCACUUCACACUGGACCAGUGCGAGUCCAUUUACACGGGGCUGGGCCACAAGGUCUUCAACCAGGCUGGCGCGAGUCCUCGGGACGAGCUGCUGGCGGCAGCACAGGCACAGGCCGCCGCCAGCGCUGCUGCUACCGCUGGCGGCAGCAGCAGUAGCACUAGCGGCACCGGUGCUAGUACCGCCGGUACUGGCUGGCGUGACAGCCUCUUUCGCGUGGUCCGUGGCACCUCCACGAACCUCCGUGUCGCAGUGUACGGCUUCAAACACGAUGCCACGACGUUUGAGGAGCUGCUGCGCCAGAUGUGCGAUUUGAAGAAGCUGGGCUGUAGUUCCAGUCAGCUGAUAGAUGCUGCAGCCCUGGGCUCCCCCAAGGUGGCGGCUGUAGCCACCCUCGUGUCAUGUUGCCCGGUGACCCCCUUCCUCUUCACCAGCUACGAGCUGCCGCCCGAUGUGGCCCCCGCAGCCGCGGCCAUGAGGGCAUGUCCCUCCUCCAGUCGACACCUUGUGUGGCAGGCUGUACGAGCAUCAUCUGCAGCGCCGUACUACUUGGACGACUUUGUGUGCGGGGAUGAGCGUUACCAGGACGGCGCCGCCACCGCCAACAACCCCGCCAUCCUAGCCCUCCAGCAAGCCCGACUGCUCUGGCCGGGUGUCAAGCUCGACACCUUGGUGAGCAUCGGCUGCGGCGCCGCCCCCCCGACACGGCGGGAACGUGGCGCCCAUGCCGUGCUGGACACGGGGGCGGUGUUGGUGGAUGCCGCCACGUCGCCCGACCGCGCUGACGAGGCGCUGUCGACGUUGCUGCCGCUGGUGCCCGGUGUGAAGUACUUUCGUUUCCAGCCGGUUCAUGAGCGGUGCUCCAUGGAACUUGAUGACGUGAAUCCGCAGCACUGGGCGGCGUUGCAGGCGGCCGUGGACGAGUACUGUACAGCACAUGCGGCUCGCAUUGACGAGCUGGCGGAGCUGCUCUUGUCGGGUCGCGAUGGCGAGGGAGCUCUCGCGGACAGCUCGGGCUGUACGGCAGCGGGUGGCGGGGCGGAGGUGGCGCAGGAGGAUCCCUUCGAGGUGCCGCCGGGGGUCGGACCCGAGGGGUGCCCACUCGCCCCCGUACCCCGUAUCAGGCUCGGGCCCCGGCGCGGCGUGGUGAUUGUUGAGGCCCCGCGAGCAGUCCACCCCAGCGGCGUGCAGCACCUGACGGCGACCGCCGCCGCCGCCGCCGCCUCGUCAUCAGCAUUAUCGGCAUCAUUAACCAGCGGCGGCUGUGGCGGCGGCGGGGCAGGAGACGGCUCUUCGGGAGGACGACUUGGCCUGGUUCCGGAGCAGCUGGUAGUGGAGGCCCUGGCCCGGCGGCCUCAUCUGCUGCGUCGCUGCGAUCUGGCUGCUACAGCCGCUGAUGCGGCGCUGUCGGCGGCGCUGGUUGAGGCCCACAUGCGUUGCCUGGAAUCUCAGCAACAACUGCAGCACCAGAGGCAAAUGAAAGAUGAAGAAGAAGAAAAAGAAGAACAAGGACAGCUGCAGCAACGCCAAGAGCGGAGCAAAGGCUCUGGAGGACCUGUGCUGGCGCCGGUUGCGGUUGCGGCGGCGGAGGAAGCAGCCGGCGUGGUGGCGGCGGUAGCGGCGGCGGCAGCGGAGGAGAGGAAUGCGAGGCCAACGCUGGGGGUGUUGCCGCGCACAACGGCAGCGUCGGCACGCUUCUUUGCUACGGACCCAACCGCUGCUGUUGUCGUACCCAGCGCCGUCAGCGGACUAAUAAGUCCCCCUCGGACGAUGGCAGCGACGCCGCGUGGCGCUGCCGCUAAUGUUAGGCACUGGAUGUCGGGCAGUAGCGGCCGCGGCGGCGGCGGCGGCGGAGCGGUGUCCGGCUCCGGUGGUUGGACGCUGACGGCGGCGGCCAGCGCCGCUGGUGACGGCGGUGGCGCGGGCCUUAUGGAGGUAGCGGGUGAUGUGGUGGCGGCCGAGGCAGCCGCGGCGGCGGCGGCGGCAGCGGCCGAGACGGCGGCCGUUGCGACAGUGGUGGGCGUGCCUGGGCCGCCAGCACCGGCGGCAGCGGUGGCGGCGGAGCCGUCCUCGGUAGCCGACGCUGCUGCGGAGGCAGCAGAAGCAGCGGGCGCGAAAACAUCUGCGAUCGGUGACGCCGGUGCGGGGAGCAGUAGCAGUAGCGCCGCCACCGCCGCAUCAACCGCAGCCAGCGCCGCGGCGACGGCCACAUCCCUGUUGUACGACUUCCUAUUCCAGAAAAGGUCAACGAGUGCACGCGGCUUGAGCACCGGCGGCGCACCCUCCGCGGGCAGCACCGCCGCCGUUACGGCGGCGGCGGCAGCGCCAACGGCGACGUUGGCGGCUGUCACCGCGAAAUCGGGACCAUCCCCCGGGCUGACUUCUGCGCCAGCUGCUGGCGAGGCACCUGGGCCAAUCGCGGCUCCCCUACCCCUAGUGCCCAGCUGUGGCACGUCACCCUCCCUCCUCCACGCCACCACAAUUACCACAACCAGCGAGGCUCCACUUACACCUCCUCCGUCCGCCGCAACCGCGCACACCCCACCGCCCCGCGGCAGCUCGGGCAGCGCCGUCGCAGCGGCGGCGGCUUCACCGGAGGCGACCGGAGGCAGCCGCUCGGGCAGAGCCAGGGCACACGGCGGCGCCGGCGCCAUCGCCGCCGCCACCGCAUCCCUCCGCACCCCUCCUCCUCACGAAGUGCAACCGGCGGUGUUGCUCGCGGCUUUGCUGCAGGACCUACAAGAGCGUUGUGGACUGUUGCACUUGGGUCUGCAGCCAGUGUACGACAGCAGCGGCAUGGCGUGUGGCGGCGGCGGCAGUGGUGUUGCGUGCCGGAGCGGGGUUGAGGAGGACUGCGGGCUCGUGGCCGGAUGGAUCGAAGAUGUCGUGGCGGUGGUGGAGCCAGGUCCCGACGCGGAUCGCAUCCUGUCAGAGCUGGGCUAUCCUACCACCACCACCACCACCAGCGGCGGCACUCCGCGGCCCAGCUUGGCGUCGCUAUUCGCGGCGACGAAAGGGGCGCCCCUGGAGUCGAGUCGCUGUCGCUCUUAUCGGCUACUGGCCCGCCAGGAGGUCUGGCACAACGGCUGCCCGCUGGCCACGCUGCUACUGCAGGUCACCCGGCCCGCCGCGCUGCUACGUCCCAGCGACCUGGCCGCCAUGGGGCCGCAGCUCAGCGGUCUCGUAAUCACCGCCGCCGCGCCGCUGCCGCCCGCCGUCACGACCGCCCUGCUCUACGCCGGCGCCGCGGCAGUGAUCUGCCCCGACACGCCGCUGCCGCCGCCGCAGCCGGCCCCCACCACGCUACCCGCCGAUAUGUCCGUACAGAUCCCGUACAUGGCCGUGCCGUACAGCGCUGCUGGAGGAGCUAGCGGGCAUCAAGGUUCGCAAACACAAACGUCGUCGGUCCUCUCAUCUGGCGGGCUGCAGGCGGCGGGUGGCGGUAUCGGGAACACUGUCAUGAACGGGUCUGGGUCUGGAUCUGGGGCUACUUGCGCUGCAGGAGGAGGAGGAGGUGCAAAUGUGGGUCCUGAUGUGCUCGUGAGUUACUUUGAGGCGCUUGUGGGGGAGCUUGUGGAGGGGUCGACGGUGCUGGGCGCGAUCACGGCGGCGGACCGGCAGCAUGCCGCGUUGCGGGACCGCAUCGUGUUCCACCACUUAUGA
Messenger RNA from Volvox carteri f. nagariensis, 5523 nucleotides. RefSeq lists its product as uncharacterized. Gene Ontology annotation, biological process: fatty acid metabolic process. The record is from RefSeq and is a predicted model, not a curated record. NCBI's taxonomy places the organism in Eukaryota, Viridiplantae, Chlorophyta, Chlorophyceae, Chlamydomonadales, Volvocaceae. The annotation marks the transcript as partial. Gene Ontology annotation, molecular function: glycerophospholipase activity. The transcript is spliced from 14 exons. Gene Ontology annotation, cellular component: membrane.